Sardina pilchardus (European sardine) is the source of this 4008-nucleotide messenger RNA. RefSeq names its product NIMA related kinase 3 (gene nek3). Gene Ontology annotation, molecular function: ATP binding; protein kinase activity. Gene Ontology annotation, biological process: protein phosphorylation. The transcript is spliced from 14 exons. The record is from RefSeq and is a predicted model, not a curated record. Bases 75 to 1499 code for a protein of 474 amino acids. Lineage: Eukaryota; Metazoa; Chordata; Actinopteri; Clupeiformes; Clupeidae.
UGUUACGUCACUUAUCAACACGGAACAAGCAUGCACUUUCGACUCUGCCCCGCCUACAGGACUUCUUCGUCAGCAUGGAUGACUACAAAGUCCUGAAAGUGAUCGGGGAGGGGUCCUUUGGUCGAGCCCUAUUAGUCCAGCCUAAAAACUGUGAAACACAAUGGGUAUUGAAAGAAAUCCAAAUUCCAAAGGCUCGAAGUGGGGCACAGUCUAGACGAGAAGCAGUGCUCCUGGCCAAAAUGAAGCAUCUAAAUAUUGUGACCUUUAAGGAUUCAUUUGAAGCUGACGGCUAUUUGUACAUUGCCAUGGAGUUCUGCGGUGGAGGUGACCUGCUUCAAAGGAUCCGUCAGCAGAAGAACGCACAUUUCUCUGAGGAUGUUGUCUUGAAAUGGUUCGCCCAGAUGUGCUCAGGUGCCAAACAUAUCCACGACAAGCGUGUCCUACAUCGGGAUUUGAAAUCCAAGAACAUUUUCCUGACAGACAAUGGAACAGUUAAGCUGGGAGACUUUGGCUCGGCUUGUCUUCUGAACAGUGCUGAAGGUUGUGCUCAGACAUACGUUGGUACUCCCUAUUAUGUAUCUCCAGAAAUCUGGGACAGUAAACCAUACAACAACAAAAGUGAUGUGUGGUCACUGGGCUGUGUGCUGUAUGAGCUCUGCACUCUUAAGCACCCGUUCCAGGCCCGCAGCUGGAAGAGCCUGAUCCUGAAGGUGUGUCGAGGAGCCUACGACCCCUUGCCCAAGCACCUCCCGUACGAGCUCCAUUACCUGAUCAAGCACAUAUUCAAGACCAGCCCCAGGGACCGGCCCUCCGUCCAGACCAUCCUGACCACGCACCGCGUCUCCAGGCUGCUGCAGAAACAUCUGCAGGCUGCCGAGGGACAUCCGCCAGCAUCUGGAGCGCAUCUUCCUGCCGCGCUCCGAGUGUCAUCGAAACCACAGACCGAGCGGGUUCAGCGCUGGAGGAAAGAGGAUGGAAAAUCGGUGGCCGCACUGCUUGGUCAGAAGACACUUCUCACCUCCUCGACAGUGAAGAGCACUUUUGGGGAGAGUCACGAAGAAGAAUCAAGGCCUCGUCGGAAGUGGGCUGCAGGCCCCUCCGAGACGGUCCUGGAGGUCCUCAAAAAUGCUGAUGUCAUUUCCUCGGACAGCAUGCCUAUCGGUGACCUCGAGGCAUGUCCAGAGUCUUUGCCCUGUGAGGCUCCGCAGAAGAGAGAGCGGAGACGGUGGGACCGGGAGCCUCCACAGCGUCUCCUGAGCCUGCUAGAGAAAGCCAGCCUCAGCACGGCUUUCAAAACCUACACUAUACACAGACAAGGUGAAGGCCCUCCUCUUGGCCCCUUGGCAGAUGGACAGGAUGAUGCUGUUGAUGGCCCUGAGGUUCACCUCACUGAUGAGAGCAGACUGGACCCCCGAUCCGAUGACGAGGAUACGGACUUUGAGGAAGAGACUCAUUUUGACCUGCUGGAUGGACUUGAAAAAAUGACUACUGAACACUAACAUUUUAUCACCAUUUUCCACAAACACUUCCUUUAUUUCAUGUCAUGAUUUUUUUUUUUUUAGAUGUUGAUCUUUUUAUGAAACUAAUCUAGUUGUGGUGAUCAUGACAGAAUUUGGUCUCGGUGUACAGUCACGGGAAGAUAAAUUGCAUAAAUAACACUCCAAAAAUAACUGUGCUAGUUCUUGUUUUGUGGUCAGUGUGCUCCAGAUACUAUGCUGAGCAAUCUGCAGCACGCACAGCAUCACUGUAGAGAUAUCAAGUCUGUGUAGCCUACCUCGGUUUUGAAGUCACGGUCCGGUUAAUUUUUGGAAUGGUGAGAUCAACACUAUAGGAUUUUAUUGGAAUGGUGAGACUGUAGGUCACAGGUGUCAAACUCAAGGCCCAAAUGUGGCCCACCGCGUCAUGUUAUGUGGCCCGCGAGAGCUUAAAAGUUCUGAUACAGUUUUUGUGUAUUGGCACCACAUUGCAUGCGUGUGAGACUGCCAGGGAGACCACGUCAACCACCUUCCUCUGUGAUCAGUGAAACUGGCUACAUCAAAUGUGAGAGCAACCCGUACGUGUGAAAAAAUAGACCAGUAUUCGAAACUAUUUUUGCAUGUCGCGAACGGAGCGCCCGAAUUACGCGCUUGGUUUAGCCUCCCUGUGAAGCGCUUGAUUCAGAUCAGGCAAGCAGAGGUAGACUAGAAGUUUGUGGUAAUCGCCGUGUUGCUUUGCAUUUUCAUUUCAGUUUAAAGAGAACAACGUAGAAUCCACACAACUCCUUUCAACUUUAAAACUUCAGAGAAAAAGUCCACCUGGACCGUUCGCUUCUAUAGAAUAUGUGUAUGGAAUGGUGUUGUGACGCAUUUCAUGGAUGCACUUUUUGACAUGUCAGUUAGCCUACUCGUUUGCAUCACUGGCUAGAUGUAAAAAAGUCCACCCGGGCCGUUCGCUUCUUUUGCUCUUCUCAACUUCUCGAUUUUAGAAGUUUUAUACCGUUGCUAAAGAUUUUUUGGCUGGUGCAAAUCUUUAAAGUUGGUGUACUGUAGGUGUACAGUCAGCUAGCCUAAAAUUCCCAGACCAUAUUGCCGAUGCGCUCAAAAGGUGUCAAAUGUUUUUUGAGGUUAAUUGACUAGACUGACAUAUGAUCCGCCAUAUAAUGUGAAAUUUGAAACAUGCUCCGCGCACAAUAAAAUCCUAUAGUGUUGAUUACUGCUUCAGACUACAAUUGGUACAUUUGGUAGACAACUACCAAAGUAAAACUCACGUCCUAACAUCUAAACGAUUUCGGUAAGAACAUUUGUACCUUUACCACCUCAGAACACAUGUCACACCUGCUGACGCUCUAAAAAUAACAUCGGCUUUGUGGUUAGACUGCUGAGCGGUCUGCAGUGCAGUACCACUGUAGAGGCAUCAAGUUGAGGCCUGUGGUCUAAGCCCCUGUGUGGUGAUUUGCUUGCUAGUAUGCAUAUUUUAAUUCCAAGAAAAGUCCCUGUUGUACAUGCUUGCUCAGCUGUCAGCUGCUCCGUGUCAUCUUAUCCUUGUGGCAGGCAUUUCAUUCGGUUGGUUAUACUGCCAAAAAUCUGUAUUGAAGGACACUUUGUUUCCAGUAUGUAAGUUCCUGUUGUUGGGUCUGGUAUUGAAAAGAUUUUCCAACUUUCAGCAAGACUUUAGUGACUUUUUUUAGUGUUUUUUUUUUUUUUUUUACAAUCAGCUAUUUAUGUGGAAUGUUAAACAUUAGGAAUGUUACCGUCAACAUCCGGCCUUUAAUGAAUUGGAGAAUUGUCUCUCUCUUGAAACGGUCCGUCUCUGCGGCCCAAUCCGCCGGGCCGUGGUGAAGUAUGGGAUUGAUUAUCUGCCGUGUUUUCCAGCGCUAUCGAAACCAGACGGUGACGGCUGAACCUGGGAAGCAGAGAGAAUGUGGAAUAACACACACAAGAGAACAGCUGGGUCUCCUGGGUCACAGUUCAUCUAUCCUCAUUUCCCUCUCAAUAAUAUAUAAACAGGUGUUCUGUCCCUUUCAGAGUGUUUCUUUUUUUCCCUCUCUUUUUCUUCAUAUCCCUCUCUUUUUUUUAUAUAAGCCUUUUCUCACGUGGUUCUUCCAAGUCCUCUCCCAGAUGUGCUAGCAACACAUCUUAAAGCCAUUACAACGAAUUGUGACACUUGAACAUGAAAUUCCCGUCACACACACACACACACACACACACACACCUCCCAUCUCUGUUGGUGACCCCGCGCGCUGCUGCGCUGAGACUGUCGUCCACUAGGUGGGGUCAGGAUCAUCCCGCCUGACGGAGGUUGGCUUCAGUGCUUGGGGUGGGAUCCCCUGAGGGACUCUGCUACGGCAUGCCUGAGGUGUCUGAUCUCCGCACUAAACACAUACACAACUGAGCUAUUCUUAUAAGAGGUAACACUAUAAGAAGAGCACAACUUUUUAACAUUUUUGUUUACUUGUUUGAGGAAAAAGAUGGUGAUGGAUAUGGUUAUUUAUGUCAGUUUUCAAGUCACAGGGAUGAGUUCUGUUAACCA